Gasterosteus aculeatus aculeatus (three-spined stickleback) is the source of this 711-nucleotide messenger RNA. The record is from RefSeq and is a predicted model, not a curated record. Lineage: Eukaryota; Metazoa; Chordata; Actinopteri; Perciformes; Gasterosteidae.
AUGAAUAUCAGCAAAGAGGACGAAGCGACUUACUUCUGUUUCUAUGGAUCACAAUUUUCACAUCGUUUUGGUGAUGGCGUCUUCUUGGCUGUGAAAGAUGGAAGUCUGCAGAAAUCCUUCCACGUGGAACAAAGUCCGGAGGCUGAGUCCGUCCUGCCGGGCGACUCGGUGACCCUCCAGUGUUCUCUUGUCUCCAGGGACAAAGAGGACGGGGUCCAGUGUCCACACGGACACAGGGUGUUCUGGUUCAGAUCAGGAGGAUCCCAUCCAGGCUUCAUGUACACUCAGGAUACACAACCGGGGGACACAAGUUGUGUCUAUCGUCUGUCCAAAAGGAUCUGGAACUCCUCUGAUGCUGGGACUUACCGCUGUGCCGUGGCCUCAUGCGGACAGAUCCUGUUUGGUGGAGGAACCAAAGUGGACACAAACGGGUUCUGGUCCUUUGGUGACGUAUUUCUGGGUUCUGUCGUGGUUCUUAGUUUGAAUGUUGCAGCCGUCCUCAUUUACGUCAUCAAGACAAAUAAGUGUGAUUAUUGCAAUAAUGAAGCGGCUGCUUCUCUGCUAGAAAAUGUUCCAAAGGGGAAUUUCAAGAGGAAUGAAGACGCGUGGACUUAUUCUACUGCCGUCUUCACCGUGAUGAAGUCAGGUGGCACGGAGGCGCGCAGAGGGAGCGCAGAGGGAGAACAUCCACGCUGCUGCCAAGGCCUCCGG